Messenger RNA from Scomber japonicus (chub mackerel), 4319 nucleotides. It is a transcript of the gene puraa, whose product is annotated as purine-rich element binding protein Aa. Gene Ontology annotation, molecular function: DNA-binding transcription factor activity, RNA polymerase II-specific; purine-rich negative regulatory element binding; RNA polymerase II transcription regulatory region sequence-specific DNA binding. The transcript has a single exon. The coding region runs from base 35 to 895 and encodes 286 amino acids. Gene Ontology annotation, biological process: regulation of transcription by RNA polymerase II. Gene Ontology annotation, cellular component: nucleus. The record is from RefSeq and is a predicted model, not a curated record. Lineage: Eukaryota; Metazoa; Chordata; Actinopteri; Scombriformes; Scombridae.
AGCAGACAGAGGGAGAAGGCAGGCAGGCAGCAUCAUGGCGGACAGAGAUAGUGGAAGUGAGCAGGGAGGAGCAGCCACGGGCCCAGGCUUCGGCUCCAUGCACCUAGCGACAGGAGGGGCGGGCUCGGCUUCCGGGCUCCAGCAUGAGACUCAAGAGCUGGCGUCGAAGCGGGUUGACAUCCAAAACAAACGCUUCUACUUGGACGUAAAGCAGAACGCGAAAGGCCGCUUCUUAAAGAUAGCAGAAGUCGGGGCCGGUGGAAACAAGAGCCGCCUCACUCUCUCAAUGUCCGUGGCGGUCGAGUUCCGUGACUACUUGGGGGACUUCAUCGAACAUUAUGCCCAGCUGGGUCCGAGCAACCCGGGCUUGGUACAAGACGAGCCCAGGCGAGCACUCAAAAGCGAGUUUUUGGUCCGAGAAAAUCGGAAAUACUACAUGGAUCUGAAAGAGAACCAGAGGGGACGGUUUCUGAGGAUCCGACAGACCGUUAACCGGGGGCCCGGUUUGGGAUCCACACAAGGCCAGACGAUUGCUCUGCCUGCCCAGGGACUUAUUGAGUUUCGUGACGCUUUGGCUAAACUUAUUGACGAUUACGGUGUAGAGGACGAACCUGCAGAGUUGCCCGAAGGGUCAUCAUUGACUGUGGACAACAAACGCUUUUUCUUCGACGUCGGAUCCAAUAAGUACGGGGUGUUCAUGAGGGUAAGCGAAGUGAAGCCAACGUACCGCAACUCAAUUACGGUGCCCUACAAAGUGUGGUCCAAAUUUGGGAAUACUUUCUCUAAAUACGCCGAGGAGAUGAAGAAGAUCCAGGAGAAGCAGCGGGAGAAAAGGGCAUGCGAGCUGCAGCAGCAACAAGAGGAGAUGCAGGCGGACGAUGGAGACGAGGAUUGAUAUUGAGCGCAUAAAAAGAGAAAAAAACAUGCAAGAGUAAUGAAAAUAACAAGAGAAAUAUAAUUAAAAACUCUACUGUAUAAAGAAAGAAAUCUAAAGAUUUAACUGUAAUGGUUUAACUCCAAGGGAGCAUCACCCACAAUAUAAGAAACCUCCACAACCUGACAGUUAUGACAUGUUGUCACUCAUCGCUGGAUGUUACCCCACUUAUCCACCAUUAAUACAGUAACAGGCUGCUAAACAAAGUAAUAACAUUAUAUUUGAACAUUGUUUCCUACUUGACAAACGAUAUUGAACUGAGUGUUUAUUUCCCUUAUUAACAGAAAACUUUUGUACCAGUUAAAGCUAUUGUAAAAAAAAAAAAAAAAAAAAGUGUUUGCAAUGUUCAAAUGGAUUAUUGCCGAGUUCUGAGAAAAAUACAAAAAACGUUCCUUUUCAUGUGAGCUAAUGACUUCAGCACAAAUCGGAUAUUUUAAUUUUUAAACCAAAAUUCAAAAAAACUUUAUAAAAGUUUGUCACAUGUACUUGCCAUCCUAUUUACCUUUUCCUGUGAGUAGAGAUGUGUUUACACAUAAAUCAUAUGAGGGCUAGGCCUGCUUUGGAAACUGGUUAGAUGUCAUGCAGUAUAAAAAGGAACAUAUAGGCAUUUUCAUGAAAUGAAAGAAGUGCUCUAUCUGUCGUGCAAUAUGCAUUGCAUAAGAAUCAAAUAUAUUGAACUGGUCAAUGGAUCUUGAUACGAUGACAGUUGCCAGAGGCAUUCAAAGAAAUAUUAAUAUUGUAAUUUUUGUUUCAGUUGAAAUUGUUGCCAUGCAGAUGGAUAUAUUAUAGACUACCUUUGUGUCUCGUUGUUAAUGCAAUGUGUUCAUUUUAAAGGUACUAAAUGUGUAUUUGAUAGAGGAAAUGCAGUGACAACAUGUAGCAAAUGGCCUGAAUUGCGGAUUAAUGAAGACAAACACCCCACACUCUGUGUUGAUUGGCAUGGUGGACUUUUUAUGUUUUAAAAGAGGCGAAAUUCAGCAGAGCAUUAUUGGUUAGAACAUCCAAAACAUUUUGUGAACUUUUUCAGUUGUAAAAGUCUAAAUGGUGCCAAUGAUUGCUGUUGCUGCAUGUUAAUCUGCACUAAGGUAGAUUUCGUUGGUCUCCCAAAAUAUUGGCUCAAGGACCCUUCCAUAUGUAUCUUUAUCUGCCUAUAUUGUACGAAUCUCAAGUUUGAGUACUGAGUGAUUUCCAUCCAAAGGCUUGGUGUAAUUGUAGUGGAGCUUGUUUCAAAGAGUGAUUGUACAGGAGCGACCUUGCGAACUUUAAUCAACAAAAAAAAGUCACCAUCACAGUAUGAGGAGGGCCACUGAGGAGCACACCUGGACAAGCCGAUGUGAAGAGGGUUCAAUCCACCUGUUGGUGAAACUCCAGUAUUGUGUCAAUGGAUGUGCCCAUCCCUACAAGCCUAAGAUCUGAAGGUGUAAAGUUCAGUGGGGCUACUGUGGAUACAUACUCAUAGCUCCGCUUUAGAUUUGUAGGCCCAAAUAUCUACCUGGGGGUGAUGAGAUUCUGUUUUGGUCUAAUUGUAAAUAUUUGGGCUGCCACACGGAAAACAACUGGUUCUAAUCCAGUUUAGUCGCAUCUCAUAGAUGUGUGAUAGCAGUUUUAUAAACUCUGUCAGUAAACUCCAGAGAAACUGGCAACAAUCAGAUAAUGUCAGAUUUACCUCAGCAUUGAAUUAAAUGAUUGCUCCCAUGUUUAGAUUGACUGGAAACCAGCAAACUAGACUGUCCUUGACCACCUAUUUUUGGAGCCUCUGGUAUAGCCUAAAUGACACCUGAUUGGGAGCAUCCUCUUCAGCAUAUAAACAACCUGGUGCCUUAAACACUCCGCAUGCUUACACGCUGGCCUGGUGCUUUGGAUCGCAGUUUGGCUUCUUUUUAUUAUUGUUUCCUCUUUCUUUCCAUUUUCUAUGUCUCAGCCCCCUUGUGUGCUAGCGCACGACUCGUGGUGCUAAAAGGGUUUGUUACAAACUCUUCAAGAAAAAUAUAAGCAGAAUUCUUAACUUUUUUCUGCUACCUUCCUUCUUCCCUAAACGUCAAUGCCAUCCCCAUUCCCUAGCCAUCCAGGUAUCGGCCUACAUGUAAACAUGGAAGGGGGUGGUCACCUAGAUGCAAGAUGAUGCAGAAGAGUUGGCUCUUCACUAGCCAAGCACAUUAGCAGGGAGAGCAGGGGCUGACUGGGAACAUCAGUAAAGGCCUGAAAUAAUUAUAUAUUGUUGUUGGCAAGCCCCCCCUUGAAAUGCUUGUUCUAUGGCUUGGGUAGUUAUAUGUAAGUUGUAAGUCUCGCUCAAUUAAUGGGGAGUAGCAAGCAUGUCUUGUUUUGUUUUUUUGUUUUACAUAGUUUUACCUUUUCAGCGUUAUUCCACAUUAUUUGUAAUUUUGGAAUGUUUUCGCCCACAAAAAAUAUAUCUAUUUUUUAUGUGCAACAUUUCAUCACUGUGUGCAAUAUCGUAUGUGCCAAUGGUGGCAAUAUAUGUAUAUCAAUUAAAUAUAUGAUUACUAUUUGAAAGCAUGUGGCUGAAUUCCAUGUUUAUUUCUCAUGAAGGAGUUGUAUGCCUUUAUUUGCACUCAAAGCUCCAUCCUGGAGGAAAAUAUAGUAAACCAAGGUCUUAGCAGCCUGUUGGGUCAAGCAGUUCACAGAAGUACUUCAACUUGAAAUAGAACAAUGUCACUGCUAGUAUCCCUCUCUCUCUAUAGGAAAUGGGUAAACUUGGCGAAUGGGUUGUUGAAGGUAGACUAUAGACACAUAAUGAACUUUUUGUGAUAAUGAAAAACUUAAAAACAGUGAAAUCUCCAUUUUUAGCUUUAAGCUAAGAAAAGGUGCUUCAGUCCAAUCCUCAUUAAGGUGUAUGGUGAACUGUCUUCAGUGGUUGUUGUGUGUAGCACUUUGCUUUCCCAGGUUAAUGAUAUGCCUGACCAAUACUUAUUUAAAAUGAUCUCAACGAAGAAUGUCAUUCUCUCUUAUGUUGCCUCUUUUUUAAAGAGGGUAUUUGAUUUGCUCAUUUGGUUUUGAUGCAUUAUAAUAUAAUUUAUGUACAUUUGACAAAUUUUAAAAAAUAAAUUUAAUUUACCCACAAGGGAAAAUCUGCAUUCAAAAUGUAUGUUUGUCAUGUUUCGUUUCUUGUUGGGGGGGGGGAAGAAACUUCCAUAAAUGUCUACUAUUCACUGAUGGAAAGUAUGUUUAAUUUUGAUGUAGUGUUGUCUACACUGUCUGACUCUACAUUUGCAAUGAUACUAAUAACUAAAGCUUAAUUUUACAGCCUUCAAAAUGCAAACUUUGCAGUGGAAAAUACUUUGAUGACUUGUGUCUUCUUAGAGAUUUCUACAUUAAUGCUGUAUGUGUAAUACCAGGCUGUAAAAUAAAGCAUUACUUUGUUCUCUAA